GCGCCACAAACGUUCAUUUUGCUUGUUAAAUCGCACUAGAGGGUUUAAUCGUUUUCCUAUGGCAGCUUUCAUUGGUUAUCUAAGAAACAAAAAGACAUUUGAAUAACAUUGCUUCUAAGUUAAUCUUCAACCAUUUAGGCUUGUUUAAAACAGGAAAAAAUUUAACGUGCGCCUCUGGCGUUACGGCUUUGGAGUCGCCCCUUUUCCCGUAAAUAUUACCUUUUAUAAAACUUAUUUGCGCUGUGUGUGCCCGUGCAAUGCUAAAUAUGGACCUAAGUGCGCAAUACUUCGGUUACAUGAGAUCGUUGAUGAUUGCCGCGGGAAUUUGGAGAAUGGAAAUUAAAGAAUUUUCCGCAAUGAAGAAACAGUUAUACGGCGCUUACUCUGUAACGGCACAGGCAAUUUGCAAUUUAUUGAUAUUUUCUAUAGGGCUAGAUGUGCCGGCAUUGUUGAAAACCCAUCCAGCUGCAGCAUUUGGAAAUAUGGGCAUGGUGAUCUUUCUAGGGACAAAUACCACGAAAACCAUAAUGUGUCAAUCGAAGGCGAUCAUCAAAUUGCUUGAGAUUGCCUUGAAACCAGAAUUUCAAAUGGCCAAACGCGUUAAUACCGAAGUGGAAGCUAUCUAUAAACAACAUACUAAGCUUAACAAUUACUUUACCACAGUUCUUCUUGUGUGUGUAUUGCUGGUCGGAAUAUGUCAUAGUGUAUCUGGGGAUAUAGAAUGCUAUAUGCAUUUUAAACAACACAGCAACGCUACCGAAAAACCCGUCCUCGCGUACUACUGGUAUCCGUUCGACACGAACAAGCAUUACACUUUGGUACUGAUAGACCAAAAUAUUCGACCGUUACUGACCGGCUUAUGCACGUGCAUAGUGAGCGCGUUCGUCAAUUGCAUGACAGUUUUCGUGAGGCUCCAACUCAAACUAUUACAAUAUAGUUUCAGGAACUUCGACAAGUUGCAAUUGCAUAAUGAACCGGAUAAAGACCCGAACACCUUAAAGUUAUUGUGUGCCAAACAUCAGGAAAUUAUCAAAUACGUGGAUGAAUUAAACCAAUCCAUCCGAGCUAUAAUUUUCAUGGAAUAUUUGGUUUCCUCCAUAACCUUUGCCACUCAGAUUUUGCAAAUUGUCGGGGGAGAGAAACCAUUUUUAACUAUUUUAAUACUCACGUACACAGUCAUACAACUGCUUAUAUUUGCUUGGAGUUCUAAUGAGAUCAUCAUCCAGAGCACGGAACUAGCAAAAGCGCUUUUCGAAAGCAACUGGUACGAUCAAGACAACAAAAUCAAAACUAUGGCGCACAUAAUGAUUAUGAGAUGUCAAAAGCCUCUCAGUUUGAUGAUUGGAAGUUUUGGGGUGAUGGAUUUGGACGUUGGAAUCUCGAGACUCAAACUGGCCUAUUCCUACACAUCAGUCAUGACAAGUGGUGGUUAAUUUUAAGGAACUGCUACUCUUUGUAAAUCGGUUACAAGUUUUAGUGAUUGCUAUAACAUAAUUCGUCCACUGAUAAAGACAGAAUAUAUUUUUAUUUGAGCUAUAAUCAAAGCACCGAUAAA
This is a messenger RNA of Cylas formicarius (sweet potato weevil), 1555 nucleotides long. RefSeq names its product odorant receptor 30a-like. Gene Ontology annotation, molecular function: olfactory receptor activity; odorant binding. The transcript has 7 exons. NCBI's taxonomy places the organism in Eukaryota, Metazoa, Arthropoda, Insecta, Coleoptera, Brentidae. Gene Ontology annotation, cellular component: plasma membrane. The record is from RefSeq and is a predicted model, not a curated record. Bases 258 to 1433 code for a protein of 391 amino acids. Gene Ontology annotation, biological process: detection of chemical stimulus involved in sensory perception of smell; sensory perception of smell.